GGGUUUGGUGAUGCCUUGUAAAUGUACUUAGAAACUCAGAAAUUAUCAGUUAUAUUAAGAAGAAGUGAUUUAGAGGUUUUUUAUCAAUAUAUCUAUCUCUUUAUUUAAGUCUUCAUCUUCUUCAUUUUACAACACGUUAUCAGCACGAAACUGCUCAAAACUCUUCAAGAAAUCAUCAUCUCCUACAGUAUUAUGGCAAACAUAAGCAAAAAAGAAUUCGACGUUCUUGAUCUGUCCGGUCAAAAAUAUUUGGAAUGGAAAGUGGAUGCUUUAGCACAUUUAAAGGCCAACGGUCUCGAAGACACUAUUGAGGCAAAUAAGCCAUCAUCUUCCCAAAACAAAGCGAAAGCUAUCAUUUUCCUCCGUCAUCACCUCCAUGAAAGUCUCAAAUCUGAAUAUCUUUUGGUUGAUGAUCCAAAAGAAUUAUGGGACAAUUUACAAGAGAGGUAUGGCCACCAGCAAAAGGUACUUUUGCCAAAAGCUCAGUAUGACUGGAUCAAUUUAAGAUUCCAGGAUUUUAAAUCAAUCAGUGACUAUAAUUCUUCCAUGUUCCAAAUAACAUCUAAACUAAAGUUAUGCGGACAAAAAGUCACUGAUGCUGAUAUGUUGGAGAAAACCUUUUCUACAAUGCAUAUUUCUAAUAUGCUGCUACAGCAGCAAUAUAGAGAAAAGGGUUUUAAAAAAUACUCCGACUUAAUAUCAGUAUUACUUGUAGCUGAGCAAAAUAAUGACCUUUUGAUGAAGAAUCACAAUUUAAGACCCACUGGUUCUAGUCCUUCGAUUUAUGGUCCAUCUGGACAUAAUAUAGCCACUGAAUCAAACGCAACACACAGUGGCACGCGAAGGCAUUUUAAACACGGGCAUUUUAAUGGUCAUAAUAACAAGCCUAACCGGGGAUAUAAACAGGUCAAUAGACCAAAUUAUAAAGGCAAGGGCAAACAAAAGGCCCAUCAAAUAAAUCGCCCUCCAAAAUCCUCGGGAAAGUCAACUUGUUAUAAAUGUGGUAUGACGGGGCACUGGGCUAACAAAUGCCGUACAGCAAAGCAUUUGGUGGAAUUAUUUCAAGCUUCCAUGAAUCUCAACAAAGAUAAAAAUAUGGAAGCUAAUUAUGUCAAUGACACAACUCCACCUCUGCCAAAGUUUGACGUGUCCGAUUUUUUCGUGGAUGAUGUCAUUAUGGACGAUGCUUUUGCCACUAAUCCAAAUGACACAAAAUAAAUUAUAGGACUUUCAUAUUGUAAAUUAUGUAUUUUCUUUCGUAUCCUUUAUGAUGUUAUCAUAAAUAAGUUAUGUAAUAAAUGUACUUUAAUGUUAUAUAUGAUGCAUAAUUUGUGUUAUUUGCAUAUCAAA
This is a messenger RNA of Cuscuta epithymum, 1350 nucleotides long. NCBI's taxonomy places the organism in Eukaryota, Viridiplantae, Streptophyta, Magnoliopsida, Solanales, Convolvulaceae. The record is from the annotation of a GenBank genome assembly.